This is a messenger RNA of Diceros bicornis minor, 15398 nucleotides long. It is a transcript of the gene MUC2, whose product is annotated as mucin 2, oligomeric mucus/gel-forming. Gene Ontology annotation, cellular component: extracellular matrix. Lineage: Eukaryota; Metazoa; Chordata; Mammalia; Perissodactyla; Rhinocerotidae. The coding region runs from base 1 to 15219 and encodes 5072 amino acids. The transcript has 54 exons. The record is from RefSeq and is a predicted model, not a curated record. Gene Ontology annotation, molecular function: protein binding.
AUGGGGCUGCUACUAGCCUGCCUGGUGGCCCUCUGCCUGGCCCUAAACUUGGCCAGGGGCAAGGAGGUGCAGAGAGAGGGCAGGACACAGAACCACGGCCACAACGUCUGCAGCACCUGGGGCGACUUCCACUACAAGACCUUCGACGGCGACAUCUUCCGCUUCCCCGGCCUCUGUGACUACAACUUCGCCUCAGACUGCAGGGACGCCUACAAGGAGUUCGCUGUGCACCUGAAGCGGGGCGCAGGCAGUGACGGGCGCCACCCCCAGGUCGAGUACAUCCUGCUGACCAUCAAGGACGACACCAUCUACCUCACCCACCAGCUGGCCGUGCUGAACGGGGCCUUGGUCAGCACCCCGCACUACAGCUCCGGGCUGCUCAUUGAGAAGAAUGACGCUUACACUAAGGUCUACUCCCGCGCUGGCCUCACCCUCAUGUGGAACCGGGAGGACUCGCUCACGCUGGAGCUGGACAGUAAAUUCCAGAACCACACAUGUGGCCUCUGUGGGGACUACAAUGGCCUGCAGACCCACUCUGAGUUCCUCUCAGACGGCUUGCCCUUCAGUGCUGUCCAGUUCGGGAACAUGCAGAAGAUCAACCAGCCUGACGUGGUGUGUGAUGAUCCCGAGGAGGUGGCGGCCCCCAAGUCCUGCUCUGAGCACCGCGCCGCGUGUGAGGAGUUGCUGACAGCCGCGGCCUUCGAGGGCUGCCUGGAGCUGGUGCCGCUGGAGCGGUACGUGCAGGCCUGCAUGCAGGACCGCUGCCAGUGCCCGAAGGGUGCCUCCUGCACCUGCAGCACCCUCGCCGAGUUCUCCCGCCAGUGCUCCCACGCCGGCGGGCGGCCCGGGAACUGGAGGACCGGGACGCUCUGCCCCAAGAGCUGCCCCGGGAACAUGGUCUACCUGGAGAGUGGCUCGCCCUGCAUGGACACCUGCUCCCACCUGGAGGUCAGCAGCCUGUGCGAGGAGCACCCCAUAGACGGCUGUUUCUGCCCCGAAGGCACCGUGUACGAUGACAUCAAGGGCAGCGGCUGCAUCCCCGUGAACCAGUGCCACUGCAAGCUGCACGGACACCUGUACAAGCCUGGCCAGCAGGUCACCAACAACUGCGAGCAGUGCGUCUGCAACGCUGGCCGCUGGGCCUGCGAAGACCUGCCGUGUCCCGGGACCUGCGCGCUGGAGGGCGGCUCCCACAUCACCACCUUCGACGGGAAGAGGUACACCUUCCAUGGGGACUGCUACUACGUGCUGACCAAGAGCGACCACAACGACUCCUACGCCCUCCUGGGCGAGCUGGCCCCCUGCGGCUCCACGGAUAAGCAGACCUGCCUGAAGACGGUGGUGCUGCUGGCUGACAAGAAGCGGAACGUGGUGGCCUUCAAGUCGGACGGCAGCGUGCUGCUGAACGAGCAGCAGGUGAACCUGCCCCACGUGACAGCGAGCUUCUCCAUCUUCCAACCGUCCUCGUACCACCUCACCGUCAACACCGCCCUUGGCCUCAGGCUGCAGGUGCAGCUGGAGCCCGUCAUGCAGCUCUUCCUGACGCUGGACCAGGCGGCCCAGGGCAGCGUGCAGGGCCUCUGCGGGAACUUCAACGGCCAGGAGGGCGAUGACUACCAGACUGCCGGUGGGCUGGUGGAGGCCACGGGGGCCGGCUUUGCCAACACCUGGAAGGCCCAGUCGAGCUGUGGGGACAAGCAGGACUGGCUGGACGACCCCUGCUCCCUCAACAUCGAGAGCGCCAACUAUGCCGAGCACUGGUGCUCCCUGCUGAAGAACACAGAGACCCCCUUCGGCAGAUGCCACUGGGCUGUGGACCCAGCCGAGUAUUACAAGAGGUGCAAAUACGACACGUGCAACUGUGAGAACAACGAGGCCUGCUUGUGCGCUGCCCUGUCCUCCUACGCCCGCGCCUGCGCCGCCAAGGGCGUCACGCUGUGGGGCUGGAGGGAGCAAGUUUGUAACAGGGAGGUGGACUCCUGCUCCAACUCGCAGAUCUUCCUCUACAACCUGACCACCUGCCAGCAGACCUGCCGCUCGCUCUCUGAGGCUGACACCCACUGCCUCCAGGGCUUCACGCCAGUGGACGGCUGCGGCUGCCCCGACCACACCUUCCUGGACGAGAAGGGCCGCUGCGUGCCCCUGGCCAAGUGCUCCUGCUACCACCGCGGCCUCUACCUGGAGGCGGGGGCGGUGGUCCUGAGGCAGGAGGAGCGAUGCGUGUGCCGGAACGGGAGGCUGAACUGCGUUGCCAUCAAGCUGAUCGGCCCGAGCUGCAAAGCCCCAAAGAUCCACAUCGACUGCAACAACCGGACAGCGCUGGCCAUCCGGAACCCCCGCCCUGUCAGCUGCCAGACGCUGGCUGCCGGCUAUUACCAGACAGAGUGUGUCAGCGGCUGUGUGUGCCCCGAAGGGCUGAUUGACGACGGCCGUGGCGGCUGCGUCGUGGAGGGGGACUGCCCGUGUGUGCACAACAAUGACGUGUUCUCCCCCGGGGACAAGAUCAAGGUGGAUUGCAACACCUGCACCUGCCAGAGAGGGCGCUGGGCAUGCACCCAGUCCAAGUGCCAUGGCACCUGUGUCAUCCAUGGGAGCGGCCACUACAUCACCUUUGACGGGAAGUACUACAACUUCGACGGACACUGCUCCUACGUGGCGGUUCAGGACUACUGUGGACAGACUUCCUCGCUGGGCUCCUUUAGCAUCAUCACCGAGAACGUCCCCUGCGGCACCACGGGCGUCACCUGCUCCAAGGCCAUCAAGAUCUUCAUUGGGAGGACAGAGCUGAAGCUGGAGGACAAACAGCGCACAGUGAUCCAGCGCGACGUGGGCCACCACGUGGCCUACACCACGCGGGAGGUGGGCCAGUACCUGGUGGUGGAGGCCAGCGUCGGCAUCAUUGUUAUCUGGGACAAGAAGACCACCAUCUUCAUCAAGCUGGCCCCCUCCUACAAGGGCACUGUGUGUGGCCUGUGCGGGAACUUCGACCAGCGCUCCAGCAACGACUUCACCACGCGGGACCACAUGGUGGUGGGGAGUGAGCUGGACUUCGGGAACAGCUGGAAGGAGGCCCCCACCUGCCCGGACGUGAGCGCCACCCCCGAGCCAUGCACCCUGAACCCGCACCGCCGCUCCUGGGCUGAGAAGCAGUGCAGCCUCAUCAAGAGCUCGGUCUUCAGCACCUGCCACAGCAAGGUGGACCCCAAACCCUUCUAUGAGGCCUGUGUCCAGGACUCAUGUUCCUGCGACACGGGUGGCGACUGCGAGUGCUUCUGCUCUGCCGUGGCCGCCUAUGCCCAGGAAUGCACCAAGGAGGGGGCCUGCGUGUUCUGGAGGACGCCGGACCUGUGCCCCAUAUUCUGCGACUACUACAACCCCCCGCACGAGUGUGAGUGGCAUUACGAGCCCUGUGGGAACCGCAGCUUCGAGACCUGCAGGACCGUCAACGGCAUCCACUCCAACAUCUCCGUGUCCUACCUGGAGGGCUGCUACCCCCGGUGCCCUAAGAACAGGCCCAUCUAUGAUGAGGACCUGAAGAAGUGCGUCACAAGAGACAGAUGUGGCUGCUAUGUCGAGGACACCCACUACCCACCUGGAGCAUCCGUUCCCACGGACGACAUCUGCCAGUCUUGCGUGUGCACCGACUCCUCGAAGGUCGUCUGCCGGCCCGAGGAAGGGAAGAUUCUCAACUACACCCAGGAUGGCUUCUUCUGUUACUCGGAGACAUGUGGGCCCAAUGGGGCGGUGGAGAAGCACUUCAACAUCUGUACGACUACCCCACCACCCUCAUCCACCACCAUGACCCCUGGCCCCUCCACCACCACCGCCACCGCCACCACCUCGACCACCACCUCGACCACCACCACCACCUCGACCACCAUAGGCAAGGCCCCCAGGCCGUGCUGCUUCUGGUCCAACUGGAUCAAUGAGCAUCACCCCAGGACCGACAUUGACAGUGGAGACUGGGAGACGUUCGACAGGGUCUGCCGGGCCCCCGAGGACAUCCAGUGCAGGUCGGCCGUGGAGCCGCAGCUCAGCUGGGAGGAGCUGGGCCAGAGGGUGCAGUGCAACGUCUCGUCUGGGUUCAUCUGCAAGAACCAAGACCAGUUUGGAACCGGACCAUUUGAAGUCUGUUACGACUACGAGAUACGUGUCUUUUGUUGCCAGCCAAUGUAUGAGUGUCCUACAACCACCACCACGGAGACCACAACCCCAACAACUACCCACCCCCCUACCACCACCACAGGGACCCCAACACCGACCCCCACCAGUGAGACUCCUACCCCAUCCUCCACCACCACAGGGACCACAACCCCCCCCACUACCACCACCACUACCUCCACAGGGACCCCAACCCCAACCCUCCCUCCCACCACCCCCACCACUACCCUGACCCCUGGGUCCACAACGCCCACCACUACCACCACCCCAGGGACCCCCACACCAACCCCCACCACUGCCACCACAAGUGAGACUCCUACCCCACCCUCCACCACCACAGGGACCACAACCUCCACCACUAUCCUGACCCCAGUGUCCACAACGCCCACCAGUACUACCAUCCCGGGAACCCCUACACCAACCCCUACCAUCACCACCACAAGUGAGACUCCUACCCCACCCUCGCCCACCCCAGGGCCCACAACCCCCACCACUACGCCAACCACAGGGUCCACAGCACCCACCACCACCACGACACCAGGGACACCCACACCAACCCCUACCAUCACCACCACAAGUGAGACUCCUACCCCAGCCUCCACCACCGCAGGGCCCACAACCCCCACCACUGCCACCACACCAGGGACCACAACACCAACUUCCACCAUCACCACCACAAGUGAGACUCUUACCACACCCUCCACCACUACAGGGACCACAACCUCCACCACUACACCCACAACAGGGACCACCACCCCCAGUACUACUGUGACCCCACAGUCCACAACGCCCACUGGUACCACCACCCUGGGGACCCCCACACCAAUCCCUACCGUCACUACCACAAGUGAGACUCUUACCCCACCCUCCACCACCACAGGGACCACUACCUCCACCACUACGCCCACAAUCCCCACCACUAUCACCACGGUGCAGACCCCAACACCGACCCCCACCAUCACCACCACUCCCUCCACACAGCCCCCAACCCCAACACCCACCACGACCCCCACCACCACCUCGACCAUGACCACCACUCCAUGUUUGGACUGCAUAUGGACUGGCUGGCUGGAUUCUGGUAAACCAGCAUUUACCAAACCCGGUGGAGACAUUGAAUCCAUUGGAAACGUCUGUGGACCACGCAGCGCAGUCAACAUCUCCUGCAGAGCCAGUAUGUACCCCAACAAACCCAUCGCGCAGCUCGGACAGAAGGUGGUGUGCGACAUUUCUGUUGGGCUGGUGUGCAAAAACGAAGAACAGACGCCAGGGGGAGCCAUCCCCAUGCCUUACUGCCUCAACUAUGAGAUCAACGUCUACUGCUGUGGGUACUUUCCCCCUCACUGCACACCUUCCCCCCCCACAGAGACCACAACCCCAACUGGCCCCCCGACCACCACUGCUACUACCACCACAGAGACCAGAACACCCACCACUAGCACCACCACAGGGCCCACUCCCCCCGCCACUCCCCCCACCCCAGGGACCACCUCCCCCACCACUCCCCCCACCCCAGCGUCCACAACCCCUGCCACUACCCUGACCCCUGGGUCCACAACGCCCACCAGUACUACCAUCCCGGGGACCCCCACACCAACACCUAACAUCACCACUACAAGUGAGACUCCUACCCCACCCUCGCCCAACACAGGGACCACCACGCCCAGCACUACCAGCACGCCAGGGACCACCACCCCCACCACGACCCGGACCCCCAGGUCCACAACACCCACCACUACUCCCAUCACAGAGACUACAGCCGCCACCACUACCACCAACCCAGGGUCCACAACACCCACCACUGCCACCACCCCAGGGACCCCAACACUAACCCCAACCACUGCCACCACAAGUGAGACACCUACCCCACCCUCCACCACCACAGAGACCACAACUUCCGCCACUACCACCACACCAGUGGCCACAACCCCCACCACUAGCCCCAUAACAGGGACUACAGCCCCCACCACUACCACCACCACAGCGCCCACAACACCCACCAGUAUCCCCAUCACAGGGACUACACCCCCCACCCCGACCACCACAGUGCCCACAACCCCCACCACCACCCCCAUCACAGAGACUACAGCCAGCACGACUACCACCACCCCAGUGCCCACUACCCCCAUCACAGGGACUACAGCCCCCACCACUACCACCACCUCAGCGCCCACAACCCCCACCACUACCCCCAUCACAGAGACUACAGCCCCCACCAGUACCACGACCUCAGCGCCCACAACACCCACCAGUACCCCCAUCACAGGGACUACACCCCCCACCACUACCACAACCACAGCGCCCACAACCCCCACCACUACCCCCAUCACAGAGACUACAGCCACCACCACUACCACCACCACAGCGCCCACAACCCCCACCACUACCCCCAUCACAGAGACUACAGCCCCCACGACUACCACCACCACAGUGCCCACAACACCCACCACUACCCCUAUCACAGGGACUACAGCCCCCACCACUACCACCACCUCAGCGCCCACAACCCCCACCACUACCCCCAUCACAGGGACUACAGUCCUCACCACUACCACCACCUCAGCGCCCACAACCACCACCACUACCCCCAUCACAGGGACUACAGCCGCCACCACUACCACCACCACAGCACCCACAACACCCACCAGUACCCCCAUCACAGGGACUACACCCCCCCCCACCACCACCACAGUGCCCACAACCCCCACCACCACCCCCAUCACAGAGACUACAGCCAGCACCACUACCACCACCCCAGUGCCCACUACCCCCAUCACAGGGACUACAGCCACCACCUCUACCACGACCUCAGCGCCCACCACCCCCACCACUACCCCCAUCACAGAGACUACAGCCCCCACCACUACCACAACCUCAGCGCCCACAACACCCACCAGUACCCCCAUCACAGGGACUACACCCCCCACCACUACCACCACCACAACGCCCACAACCCCCACCACUACCCCCAUCACAGAGACUACAGCCCCCACCACUACCACCACAACAGUGCCCACUUCCCCCACCACUACCCCCAUCACAGAGACUACAGCCCCCACGACUACCACCACCACAGUGCCCACAACACCCACCACUACCCCCAUUACAGGGACUACAGCCCCCACCACUACCACCACCUCAGUGCCCACAACCCCCACCACUACCCCCAUCACAGGGACUACAGUCCCCACCACUACCACAACCUCAGCACCCACAACCACCACCACUACCCCCAUCACAGGGACUACACCCCCCCCCACCACCACAACCACAGCGCCCACAACCCCCACCACUACCCCCAUCACAGAGACUACAGCCACCACCACUACCACCACCACAGUGCCCACAACACCCACCACUACCCCUAUCACAGGGACUACAGCCCCCACCACUACCACCACCUCAGCACCCACAACCCCCACCACUACCCCCAUCACAGGGACUACAGUCCUCACCACUACCACCACCUCAGCGCCCACAACCACCACCACUACCCCCAUCACAGGGACUACAGCCGCCACCACUACCACCACCACAGCACCCACAACACCCACCAGUACCCCCAUCACAGGGACUACACCCCCCCCCACCACCACCACAGUGCCCACAACCCCCACCACCACCCCCAUCACAGAGACUACAGCCAGCACCACUACCACCACCCCAGUGCCCACUACCCCCAUCACAGGGACUACAGCCCCCACCUCUACCACGACCUCAGCGCCCACCACCCCCACCACUACCCCCAUCACAGAGACUACAGCCCCCACCACUACCACAACCGCAGCGCCCACAACACCCACCAGUACCCCCAUCACAGGGACUACACCCCCCACCACUACCACCACCACAACGCCCACAACCCCCACCACUACCCCCAUCACAGAGACUACAGCCCCCACCACUACCACCACAACAGUGCCCACUUCCCCCACCACUACCCCCAUCACAGAGACUACAGCCCCCACGACUACCACCACCACAGUGCCCACAACACCCACCACUACCCCCAUUACAGGGACUACAGCCCCCACCACUACCACCACCUCAGUGCCCACAACCCCCACCACUACCCCCAUCACAGGGACUACAGUCCCCACCACUACCACCACCUCAGCACCCACAACCACCACCACUACCCCCAUCACAGGGACUACACCCCCCCCCACCACCACAACCACAGCGCCCACAACCCCCACCACUACCCCCAUCACAGAGACUACAGCCCCCACGACUACCACCACCACAGUGCCCACAACACCCACCACUACCCCUAUCACAGGGACUACAGCCCCCACCACUACCACCACCUCAGCGCCCACAACCCCCACCACUACCCCCAUCACAGGGACUACAGUCCUCACCACUACCACCACCUCAGCGCCCACAACCACCACCACUACCCCCAUCACAGGGACUACAGCCGCCACCACUACCACCACCACAGCACCCACAACACCCACCAGUACCCCCAUCACAGGGACUACACCCCCCCCCACCACCACCACAGUGCCCACAACCCCCACCACCACCCCCAUCACAGAGACUACAGCCAGCACCACUACCACCACCCCAGUGCCCACUACCCCCAUCACAGGGACUACAGCCCCCACCUCUACCACGACCUCAGCCCCCACCACCCCCACCACUACCCCCAUCACAGAGACUACAGCCCCCACCACUACCACAACCUCAGCGCCCACAACACCCACCAGUACCCCCAUCACAGGGACUACACCCCCCACCACUACCACCACCACAACGCCCACAACCCCCACCACUACCCCCAUCACAGAGACUACAGCCCCCACCACUACCACCACAACAGUGCCCACUUCCCCCACCACUACCCCCAUCACAGAGACUACAGCCCCCACGACUACCACCACCACAGUGCCCACAACACCCACCACUACCCCCAUUACAGGGACUACAGCCCCCACCACUACCACCACCUCAGUGCCCACAACCCCCACCACUACCCCCAUCACAGGGACUACAGGACUACACCCCCCCCCCACCACCACCACAGCGCCCACAACCCCCACCACCACCCCCAUCACAGAGACUACAGCCCCCACCACUACCACGACCUCAGCGCCCACAACACCCACCAGUACCCCCAUAACAGGGACUACACCCCCCACCACUACCACCACCACAGCGCCCACAACCCCCACCACUACCCCCAUCACAGAGACUACAGCCCCCACCACUACCACCACCACAGUGCCCAUAACCCCCACCACUACCCCCAUCACAGAGACUACAGCCCCCUCGACUACCACCACCACAGUGCCCACAACACCCACCACUACCCCCAUUACAGGGACUACAGCCCCCACCACUACCACGACCUCAGCGCCCACAACACCCACCAGUACCCCCAUCACAGGGACUACACCCCCCACCACUACCACCACCACAGCACCCACAACCCCCACCACUACCCCCAUCACAGAGACUACAGCCACCACCACUACCACCACCACAGUGCCCACAACCCCCACCACUACCCCCAUCACAGAGACUACAGCCCCCAUGACUACCACCACCACAGUGCCCACAACACCCACCACUACCCCCAUUACAGGGACUACAGCCCCCACCACUACCACCACCUCAGCGCCCACAACCCCCACCACUACCCCCGUCACAGGGACUACAACUACAGCCAGCCCCACUACCACCACCCCAGUGCCCACUACCCCCAUCACAGGGACUACAGCCCCCACCACUACCACCACCUCAGCGCCCACAACACCCACUACUACCCCCAUCACAGAGACUACAGCCCCCACCACUACCACGACCUCAGCGCCCACAACACCCACCAGUACCCCCAUCACAGGGACUACACCCCCCACCACUACCUCCACCACAGCGCCCACAACCCCCACCACUACCCCCAUCACAGAGACUACAGCCCCCACAACUACCACCACCACAGUGCCCACAACCCCCACCACUACCCCCAUCACAGAGACUACAGCCCCCACGACUACCACCACCACAGUGCCCACAACACCCACCACUACCCCCAUCACAGGGACUACAGCCCCCACCACUGCCACCACCUCAGCGCCCACAACCCCCACCACUACCCCCAUCACAGGGACUACAGUCCCCACCACUACGACCACCUCAGUACCCACAACCACCACCACUACCCCCAUCACAGGGACUACAGCCCCCACCACUACCACCACCACAGCGGACUACAGCCCCCACCACUACCACCACCUCAGCGCCCACCACCCCCACCACUACCCCCAUCACAGAGACUACAGCCCCCACCACUACCACGACCUCAGCGCCCACAACCCCCACCACUACCCCCAUCACAGGGACUACACCCCCCACCACUACCACCACCACAGCACCCACAACCCCCACCACUACCCCCAUCACAGAGACUACAGCCACCACCACUACCACCACCACAGCGCCCACAACCCCCACCACUACCCCCAUCACAGAGACUACACCCCCCACCACUACCACCACAACAGUGCCCACAACCCCCACCACUACCCCCAUCACAGAGACUACAGCCCCCACGACUACCACCACCACAGUGCCCACAACACCCACCACUACCCCCAUUACAGGGACUACAGCCCCCACCACUACCACCACCUCAGGACUACACCCCCCCCCACCAGCACCACAGCGCCCACAACCCCCACCACCACCCCCAUCACAGAGACUACAGCCCCCACCACUACCACGACCUCAGCGCCCACAACACCCACCAGUACCCCCAUCACAGGGACUACACCCCCCACCACUACCACCACCACAGCGCCCACAACCCCCACCACUACCCCCAUCACAGAGACUACAGCCCCCACCACUACCACCACCACAGUGCCCAUAACCCCCACCACUACCCCCAUCACAGAGACUACAUCCCCCUCGACUACCACCACCACAGUGCCCACAACACCCACCACUACCCCCAUUACAGGGACUACAGCCCCCACCACUACCACGACCUCAGCGCCCACAACACCCACCAGUACCCCCAUCACAGGGACUACACCCCCCACCACUACCACCACCACAGCACCCACAACCCCCACCACUACCCCCAUCACAGAGACUACAGCCACCACCACUACCACCACCACAGUGCCCACAACCCCCACCACUACCCCCAUCACAGAGACUACAGCCCCCAUGACUACCACCACCACAGUGCCCACAACACCCACCACUACCCCCAUUACAGGGACUACAGCCCCCACCACUACCACCGCCUCAGCGCCCACAACCCCCACCACUACCCCCGUCACAGGGACUACAACUACAGCCAGCCCCACUACCACCACCCCAGUGCCCACUACCCCCAUCACAGGGACUACAGCCCCCACCACUACCACCACCUCAGCGCCCACAACACCCACUACUACCCCCAUCACAGAGACUACAGCCCCCACCACUACCACGACCUCAGCGCCCACAACACCCACCAGUACCCCCAUCACAGGGACUACACCCCCCACCACUACCACCACCACAGCGCCCACAACCCCCACCACUACCCCCAUCACAGAGACUACAGCCCCCACAACUACCACCAACAUAGUGCCCACAACCCCCACCACUACCCCCAUCACAGAGACUACAGCCCCCACGACUACCACCACCACAGUGCCCACAACACCCACCACUACCCCCAUUACAGGCACUACAGCCCCCACCACUGCCACCACCUCAGCGCCCACAACCCCCACCACUACCCCCAUCACAGGGACUACAGUCUCCACCACUACCACCACCUCAACCCCCACCACCACCCCCAUCACAGAGACUACAACCCCCACCAUUAUCACCACCACAGCGCCCACAACCCUCACCACUGCCCCCAUCACAGGGACUACAACCCCGACUCCUAGCCCCAGGAUAGGGACCACAACCACCACCACUAUCACCACCACUGAGAUCUCAACCCCGACUCCAAGUAUCCUCACCACCAGCACGGAGACCCCGACUCCUACAGGCACAAGAUCCACUGGUGUGACCAGCACGCCAAAACCCUCGCCUGAGUCCUCCUCCCCUCCAACCUCUCAGUCCACCUCCCCCUCCUCCACGGCAUCAACCACACUGCUGACCACCACCCCAAUGAUCGUGGAGACAUCCAGCACACCUUGGCCCCCAACACCAACAGCACCAACGGUCACUACACCCUCUCGUCCGCCCAGCCCCGGCACCACCACUCCAGGCACGCAGACCUCAGGUCCCACCCCAUCGAAGACCACCCCCACCAGCGGGACCACCACUGGGCCCCCCUCGCCCACCACGGCACCCCCCUCCACACCCACUCCUGUGACUGUCUCAACAACCACCACAGGAACCUCCACCCUGACCUCGACCACGCCGCCCAUGCCACAGACCACCAGCACCUCGACCACCAGUGUGUCCACCCCUACCUCCACCCCACUUAACACCUCGAGCACCGUCAUCACCACCAGCUCGUCCACUGGCUCCCCGCACAAACACUGCUGUGUUCUGAACCACACGGACCACAUGAACCACACGAACCACACGCACUACUACGCCCCGGGUGAGCUGGUGUACAACGGCACGCAUGGAGACACCUGCUAUUACGUGAACUGCUCUCUGAACUGCUCCCUCCAGUUCUUCAACUGGUCCUGCCCGUCCACACCCUCCCCACCAUCCAGCCCAUCCACGCCCACGCCCCACCUGUCCACAACAUCCAGCGUGCUGACCACCACCCAGCACCCUGGGUGCCCAGACUUUAACCCUCCCAGAAAGGUGAACGAGACGUGGUGGAUCUGUAACUGCACCAUGGCCACGUGCAAGCACGACAACACUGUGGAGAUCGUGCAGGUGGAGUGCAAGCCCCCGCCCAUGCCCACCUGCUCCAACAAUCUCAAGCCCGUGCGUGUCCUGGACCCCGACGGCUGCUGCUGGCACUGGGAGUGCGACUGCUACUGCACGGGCUGGGGGGACCCGCACUACACCACCUUCGACGGGCUCUACUACAGCUACCAGGGCAACUGCACAUACGUGCUGGUGGAGGAGGUCAACCCCACAGUGGACAACUUUGGGGUCUACAUCGACAACUACCACUGCGACGUCAACGACCGCGUGUCCUGCCCCCGCACGCUCAUCGUGCGCCACGAGACCCAGGAGGUGCUGCUCAAGACCGUGCAGAUGAUGCCGCUGACCGUGCAGGUGCGGGUCAACAAGCAGGCCGUGGCGCUGCCCUACAAGAAGUACGGGCUGCAGGUGUACGAAUCGGGCUUCAAGUACGUGGUGGACAUCCCCGAGCUGGGCGCCCUCAUCUCCUACGACGGCCUCUCCUUCUCCAUCAGGCUGCCCUACCGCCUGUUCGGCAACAACACCAAGGGCCAGUGUGGCACGUGCACCAACACCACCUCGGACGACUGCGUGCUGCCCAGCGGGGAGAUCAUCUCCAACUGUGAGGUCGCAGCUGACCAGUGGGUGGUGAACGACCCCUCCAAGCCGCACUGUCCCCACUCCAGCUUCACCACCCAGCGCCCGGCUAUCACGACAGCGGGGGCCAGCGGCACCACCCUACGCAAGGGUUGUGCGUCUCCUCUCUGCGAGCUCAUCCAGGACAGCUUGUUCGCCGAGUGCCACGCCCUGCUGCCCCCCCAGCACUACUACGAUGCCUGCGUGUUCGACAGCUGCUUGGUGCCUGACUCGGGCCUGGAGUGCAUCAGCCUGCAGACCUAUGCGGCCCUCUGUGCCCGGGAGGGCGUUUGCAUCGACUGGCGGAGCCACACCCACGGGGCCUGUUCGGUGACAUGCCCGUCUCACAGGGAGUACCGGGCCUGUGGUCCUGCGGAGGAACCCACCUGCGAGUCCAGCUCCUCGCAGCAGAACAGCACCAGCCUGGAGGGCUGUUUCUGUCCCGAGGGUACCGUCAACUACGCCCCUGGCUUUGACGUCUGUGUGGAGUUCUGCGGCUGUGUGGGACCUGACAACGUGCCAAGAAAGUUUGGGGAGCACUUCGAGUUCGACUGCAAGGACUGCGUCUGCCUGGAGGGCGGAAGAGGCAUCAUCUGCCAGCCUAAGACAUGUCGCCAGAAGCCCCUCUCUCAGUGCGAGGAGGAUGGCACCUACCUGGUCACGGAGGUUGACCCCGCUGACACCUGCUGCCACGUUACCUCCUGCAAGUGCAAUGCCAGCCUGUGCAAGGAGAACCCUCCCACAUGCUCUCUGGGAUUUGAGUUGAAGAGCGAGAUGGUAGCCGGAAGGUGCUGCCCCUCGUACUCUUGCGUGCCCAAAGGCGUGUGUGUUAUCGGGAAUGCUGAGUACCAGCCUGGUUCUCCAGUUUAUUCCUCCAAGUGCCAGAGCUGCAUCUGCACCACCAGCAGCAACAGCACCACACAGCUCAACGUCAUCUCCUGCACCCACGUGCCCUGUAGCACGUCCUGCAUCCCUGGCUACGAGCUCGUGGAGGCCCCUGGGGAGUGCUGCAUGAAGUGUGAGCAGACCCACUGCAUCAUCAACCGGCACAACAUCCAGUACAUUCUGAAGCCCGGGGAGAUAAAGCAGGACCCCACCAACAACUGCACCUUCUUAAGCUGUGUUAAAAUCAACAACCAUCUCAUCUCUUCCCUCUCCGACAUCACCUGCCCUGACUUUGACCCCAGUAUCUGCCUCCCGGGUUCUAUCACACUCACGCCCAACGGCUGCUGCAAGACAUGCAUCCCCCGCAAUGAGACCAGGGCCCACUGUUCCACCAUCCCCAUCACCAAGAGGAUUUCACACAGCGGCUGCACCAAGUUGGUCACCAUGAAUUACUGCUCCGGCUCCUGCGGGACCUUCGCCAUGUACUCCGCCGAGGCCCAGGCGCUGGACCACAGGUGCAGCUGCUGCAAGGAAGAGCGCACCAGCCAGCGGAAGGUGAUGCUGGACUGCGCCCACGGCAGCUCGCUGAACUACACCUACACCCACAUCGAGAGCUGCCGCUGCCAGGACACCACAUGCGAGCUCCUGCCCACCGAGAACAGUGCCUCUCGCCGCCACAGGCGCUCCACCCCCAGGGCCCUGGGUCCGUGAAGCGGGCGAGCAGGGUGGGCAUGCCGCCCAGGCCCCGCUCCCCACCGUCCUCCGCAGCGUCCCGCUGAGCCUCUGAGCUUCCUCACCUCCUGCGCUGGCUUCCUCUCUGCGGAUAUUUAUUUUCCGAGCCUUUGUUCACUUCUUUGCUUUCCCAAAUAAAUUUGGGCAGAGAUGCUGUG